This is a messenger RNA of Salvelinus sp. IW2-2015, 7611 nucleotides long. The record is from RefSeq and is a predicted model, not a curated record. Lineage: Eukaryota; Metazoa; Chordata; Actinopteri; Salmoniformes; Salmonidae.
AUGUAUGAGGUGAGAACGCUGUUCUGUUUUAGGAUGCGCCAUGAAGCCUUCUACAGCGCAGCACCCCUCACCUCAGCAGGCAUCAUUCCCAUCAUGCAGUCUCUGUGUCCCGACGGCCAGAGGGACGAGUUUGGCUUCCUGCAGUACAAGAACUCCACUGUGACCCAGUUGUUGGAGCGAAUUAGUGAUGUGGUGUUACAGAACCACCUGUUCACAGCAGACAGGCCAGGACUGGGCCAGGAGCUGGAGUCCCUGCAACAACACCUGGAGAGACUCAGCACGUCCACAGGGCCCUCCCCGCUGGACAACGGCUUCAACACCAGCCAAGAUCUGACACUGGUCUUCAACAUGAUAUUUGGCCUGUACCCCAGAGCUGGAGAGGGGAGUAGUCAUACUUCUGAAGGGGCAGAAGAGACCGCACAAACCCCUGCAGAGAAGAUCCUUCAACUGGAGGAGACGCUUCUGGGAGCCAUGCAUAGUCUGGACGGAGGACUGAUCCACAAAGCUUUACGAGACCCAACCAAAGCAGCCCAUCGGCAGYGCCUACUCAAACUCAUGUCUCAGGCAUUAGGCCUAGCAGGAGGAGGGGCAGGCCAGAGCUACGAUCCCCAGGGACUGAAGGAGAUGGAGGGUGUUCUCCUGACUGGUGCCAUGUUGGAAAUGCUUACUUGUGGGGAGGAUGGGACUGGUGAGCUGAGCAAGAUCCUAUUGGUUCCUGAGAAGCAGCAGUCCAUGCUCCAGGCCUAUCGCAGCACAGUGUGUGGUGGCGCUGAGGGACAGAGGACUGAGCYCUUUGGAGAGAUGAGCCAGGAGCUGAGAGACCAGAUAGACACACAGAGCCUCAUUGACAAGCUGCGUCUGGAGAAGGUCAACUCCUCGGCUCCUCUGUCCCGGUCCCACCUGGGUGCUCUGCUGAAAGACCUGGCRGACGUGGAGAGGCUUGUCAGGGACGUAGACCUGCUGUCAGGCCUGGCUCGCCUGCUCCCUAAGGGGGCCUGUGCUGGGGGUCAUACGGCCCCUGGGGCCCCCGCCAACACCACCACCUCCUGGGCCCGCAACGCCACUACCUGGGGGCCCAACACCACUGAGACCCCUGGGGAGGAGGGAGGAGAGGAGGAGGGUGGAGGACGAGAGAAAGAGAAAGGGAAAGAGAAUCCUCAUUCACAGUUUUCUGCUUUUGUACAGCUGUGGGCAGGGCUGCAGCCUAUUCUGUGUGGGAACGAUAGGAUCAUUGAGCCUGAGGCUUUGAAGCAGGGGAAUAUGAGCUCUCUGGGUUUCACCAGUAAAGAGCAGCGCAAUCUGGGUUUACUAGUGCAUCUGAUGACUACAAAUCCCAAGAUCCUCUACUCUCCCGUUGGCUCACAGGUGGACAAAGUCAUUCAGAAGGCAAAUGAGACAUUUGCGUUUGUGGGGAACGUGACUCACUACGCCAGGGUGUGGCUCAACAUCUCUGCCCAGCUCAGGACCUACCUGGAGGAGGGCAAGCUGCACCACCAGCUGGCCUGGCUGCAGCAGUUGACCUCUAACCUGCGUGGUCACCCGGAGCUGCUGAACGGGACGGACAGUGACCUGCUGCGUGGGCUAAUGGAUGGCAGCUACACCCUGUCCAACACCUCCACCCUGCUGGAGCAGCUGGACACCAUCGACGACGCAGCCUGCGGCUGGACACACUUCAUGUCCAAGGUCAGUGUGGAUAUCUUCAAGGGUUUCCCUGAUGAAGACAGCAUCGUCAACUAUACCCUGAACCAAGCCUACCACGAUAACAUCUCAGUGUUUGCCAGUGUGAUAUUCCAGACCAACAGGGAUGGCUCCCUGCCUCCUCAUGUCCUCUAUAAGAUCAGACAGAACUCCAGCUUCACAGAGAAAACCAACGAGAUCCGCCGGGCCUACUGGCGCCCGGGGCCCAACACAGGGGGAAAGUUCUACUUUCUCUAUGGCUUUGUGUGGAUCCAGGAUAUGAUGGAGAGAGCCAUCAUUAACACGUUUGUGGGUCAUGACGUGGUGGAGCCUGGGAACUAUGUUCAGAUGUUCCCCUACCCCUGCUACACCAGAGACGACUUCCUGUUUGUGAURGAGCACAUGAUGCCUCUGUGCAUGGUGAUCUCCUGGGUGUACUCUGUAGCCAUGAUGAUCCAACACAUUGUGGCUGAGAAGGAGCACCGGCUCAAAGAGGUGAUGAAGAUGAUGGGCCUGAACAAUGCGGUCCACUGGGUGGCCUGGUUCAUCACUGGCUUCGUCCAGCUGUCCAUCUCCGUGACCGCCCUGACGGCCAUCUUGAAGUARGGCAGAGUGCUCCUCCACAGUGACAUCUUCAUCAUCUGGCUCUUCCUCUCCAUCUACGCCAUCGCAACGAUCAUGUUCUGUUUCCUGGUGUCCGUGAUCUACUCCAAGGCCAAGCUGGCGUCUGCCUGUGGCGGGAUAAUCUACUUCCUAAGCUACGUCCCCUACAUGUACGUGGCCAUCAGGGAGGAGGUGGCCCAUGACAAGAUCACCGCCUUUGAGAAGUGCAUUGCUUCUCUGAUGUCGACCACAGCGUUCGGCCUGGGCUCUAAGUACUUUGCCCUGUAUGAGGUGUCAGGAGUUGGCAUGCAGUGGCGCACCAUCAACCAGUCGCCUGUAGAGGGCGAUGACUUUAACCUUGGUCUGUCCAUGAUGAUGCUCAUCAUCGAUGCCAGUGUGUAUGGAGUACUCACCUGGUACAUAGAAGCUGUGCAUCCAGGGAUGUAUGGGCUGCCCCGGCCGUGGUACUUCCCCCUGCAGAAGUCCUAUUGGCUGGGCAGUGGGCGUGUGGAGACGUGGGAGUGGCCUUGGGGAGGAGCAGCCAGGCUGAGUGUCAUGGAAGAGGACCAGGCGUGUGCCAUGGAACACCGGCGAUCUGAGGAGAUGCGUGGUAUGGAAGAGGAGCCCAGCCACCUGCCCCUGGUGGUGUGUAUAGACAAGCUGACCAAGGUGUACAAGACGGGCAAUAAGCUGGCUCUCAACAAGCUGAGCCUCAACCUUCAUGAGAACCAGGUGGUUUCCUUCCUGGGCCACAACGGAGCCGGCAAGACAACCACCAUGUCUAUUCUGACAGGUCUGUUCCCGCCCACCUCGGGCUCAGCCACCAUCUACGGCCAUGACAUCCGUACUGACAUGGAGCGGAUCAGGCAGAACCUGGGCAUGUGUCCGCAGCACAACGUGCUCUUUGACAAGCUCAGCGUGGAGGAGCACCUGUGGUUCUACUCCAAACUCAAAGGCAUGGCCGAGGAGGACAUCCGCAAGGAGAUGGACAAGAUGAUCGAGGAUCUGGAGCUGAAUAAUAAACGGCACAGCCUGGUGCAGACUCUGUCUGGAGGAAUGAAACGGAAACUGUCCGUAGCCAUAGCGUUUGUGGGCGGCUCCCGGGCAGUCAUCCUGGAUGAGCCCACGGCGGGGGUAGACCCUUACGCACGCAGAGCCAUCUGGGACCUCAUCCUCAAGUACAAACAGGGCCGCACCAUCCUGCUGUCCACCCACCACAUGGAUGAGGCUGACCUGUUAGGAGACCGCAUAGCCAUCAUCUCCCAUGGAAAACUCAAGUGCUGCGGCUCCCCACUCUUUCUCAAGAGCACCUACGGAGACGGCUACAAACUCACCCUGGUCAAGAAACAGAGUGAGAGCGGCGACCAGGUCACCCAGCCUCCAUUCUUCCUGUCUCCCUGCUCCUCCUCCUCCCUGUCUCCCUCCUCCUCCCUGUCCCCCUCCUCCCUGUCUCCCUGCUCGGAGGCUCGGGUCACCAAGUUCAUCCGUCAGUUCGUGGGGUCCUGCCUGCUGGUGUCUGACUCUAACACUGAGCUGUCCUACGUGCUGCCUUCGGAGGCUGUCAAGAAGGGAUGCUUCGAGAGGCUCUUUCAGGCGUUAGAGCAGAAUCUGGACCACCUGGCUCUGACCAGCUUCGGGGUGAUGGACACCACUCUGGAGGAGGUCUUCCUCAAGGUGUCAGAGGAGGACCAGUCCCUGGAGAACAGUGAUGCUGACAUGAAGGAUUCCCCGGGCGGUAGCUCAGUGGGGAAGCCUGCUGCUGCGGUGGUGGGUCUGGGGGCCCCUGGAGGGCCGCAGGGUGAUGGCCCGGGGCCGGGGGCUCCUGCAGGAGGCAGCAGCAGUGUACUGAGACCAGGGGUAGAGCUCAGUAACCUGGUAAACUGCUCCAGGCUCAGCCAGAGUCAGUCGUCCCUGCGCUCCUCCUCCUCCCUGGGGUCCGUGCGGGGGGACGAGGGGGGGCUCUACACAGACUUCUACGGAGACUACUGCCCCCUCUUCGACAACGGACAAGACCCUGACUCUACCAGCCUGACGGCGGAAGCGGAUGAGACCUCUGGCCCUGAGCAGCCUGUGGUUCUGGAGGGCCAGGGCAGCGUCAAGCUGGAGGGGUGGUGGCUGAGGCUACGUCAGUUCCAUGGCCUCAUCGUGAAGAGGUUCCACUGUGCCAAGAGGAACACCAAGGGUCUUUUCUCUCAGAUCCUGCUGCCUGCGUUCUUCGUCUGUGUGGCCAUGACCGUAGCCCUGUCGGUGCCUUCCAUCGGAGAUCUGCCACCAUUGGUCUUGUCUCCAUCACAGUACCACAACUACACCCAGCCUCGUGGCAACUUCAUCCCCUACGCCAACGAAGACCGCCCACAGUACAGCAGUAAACUGUCCCCAGACGCCAGCCCUCAGAAGAUCGCCAACACGCUCCGUCUGCCUUCUGGUGUGGGCGCCACCUGCGUCCUCAAAACGCCCUUCAACAGCACCCUGGACCAGCUGGCACAGACGCUCAACCCCAGCGCCAACAACUCCAAAACCUUAGCUGCCCGCUACUUUGACUCCAUGUGUCUGGAUUCCUUCACCCAGGGAGUGCCCCUGUCCAACUUCGUACCCCCUCCCCCCUCGCCAGCCCCCUCAGAUGACCCCGACCCUCGCUUUGAGGAUAGACUGUGGAACUUCACUGCUGCCACUCUUACCACUGUCCGGGAAACAGUGACCUCUCCCCCCACCUUGCCUCUGUCUAUCCGGGAGCCGGUUCGUUGUAUCUGCUCCAUGCAGGGGACGGGCUUCUCCUGCCCCAGCGGGGUGGGGGGGCGGCCGCCCCUUAUGAAGGUGGUCACUGGGGACAUUCUGGUGGACAUCACCGGGCGCAACGUGUCAGAGUACCUCCUCUACACCUCUGACAGACUGCGCCUGCACAGAUAUGGAGGACUCACUGUAGGCAACAUACAGAAAUCAGUCCCAGCAUCCUUUGGGAAAAAUAAUCCGCCCAUGGUUCGCAAAAUAGCCGUGCGCAGAUCAGCUCAGGUGCUAUACAAUAAUAAAGGGUACCACAGCAUGCCAACCUAUCUCAAUGUCCUCAACAACGCCAUCCUGCGCGCCAACCUGCCUCCAGGCAAGGGCAACCCUGCUGCAUACGGAAUCACCCUGACCAACCACCCUAUGAACCGGACCAGUGCAAGGCUCUCUUUGGACUACCUUAUGAACAGGAGAGUACCAGUCAGCAGCCAGCCCAUAGAGGACGAUGAUGAGGAUGUGGCCUGUGAGAGAAGGAGAGUACUGAGACGAGAAGCUGACAACGACAUGCUGAAGAUUGACAACCUCACCAAGGUGUACAAAUCGAGGAAGAUGGGGCGUAUCUUGGCUGUGGACCGGCUAUGUUUGGGCGUGCGUCCUGGGGAGUGUUUCGGCCUCCUGGGUGUGAACGGAGCAGGGAAGACCACCACCUUCAAGAUGCUGACUGGAGACGAGAGCACCACGGGAGGAGAGGCCUUCAUAGGGGGGAGCAGUAUCCUGAAGGAGCUGUUGAGGGUGCAGCAGAGCAUUGGCUACUGUCCUCAGUUUGACGCCCUGUUUGAAGAUCUGACAGCCAGAGAGCACCUGGAGCUGUACACACGCCUCCGGGGCAUCCCCUGGAAGGACGAGGAAAGGGUGGUCUCAUGGGCCCUGGAGAAACUGGAGCUGUCCAAGUAUGCAGACAAGCCCGCUGGCACCUACAGUGGGGGAAACAAGCGCAAGCUGUCCACUGCCAUCGCCCUCAUCGGAUACCCCUCUCUCGUAUUCCUGGAUGAACCCACUACAGGGAUGGAUCCUAAGGCCCGCAGAUUCCUCUGGAACCUCAUCCUCGACAUCCUCAAGACGGGACGCUCUGUGGUGCUGACAUCACACAGUAUGGAGGAGUGUGAGGCUCUGUGCACCAGACUGGGCAUCAUGGUCAACGGCAGGUUCAAAUGCCUGGGUAGCAUCCAGCACCUCAAGAACAGGUUUGGUGAUGGUUACAUGAUCACAGUUCGGACCAAGACCAGCUCCAGUGUGAAGGAGGUGGUGAGAUUCUUCAACAGGAAUUUCCCUGAGGCUGUACUAAAGGAGAGCCACCACACUAAGGUCCAGUUCCAGCUGAAGUCAGAGAGGAUCUCCCUGGCCCAGGUGUUCAGUAAGAUGGAGCAGGUGGUGGAGGUGCUGGGGAUAGAUGACUACUCUGUCAGCCAGACCACACUGGACAARGUAUUUGUGAACUUUGCGAAGAAGCAGAGCGACAACCUGGAGCAGCAGGAGAGUUCCCCCCCUGGUGGAGGCCAGUCGCCACUGCAACGCCUGCUAACCCUGCUCAGGCCCCGGCUGGCCAACACGGAGCUCGACGCCCUGGUCAGCGAAGAACCGGAGGAACUAGAGAGUGAUGACGAUGAGGGCCUCAUCAGCUUCGAGGAGGAGAGGGUGCAGCUCUCCUUUAACACAGAUACACUCUGUUGAACUGUGGAAGCUCAGAGAGCCUGGACAGACAGAGUGGGAGGAGAAACCUCAGAGAGCCUGGACAGACAGAGUGGGAGGAGAAACCUCAGAGAGGGGGCGUGAUUGGACAGACAAAGUGGGAGGAGGAAAUUCAUAGGGGGCAUGUCUAUAGACAAAUAUGGGAUGAGGAAAUAACAUGAACUAGUCAGACAGAGGAAGAGAAUGUACCUGUUCAUUUUUGGAUUGGAAGACAACCGUCUCCAUCUACCCAGGGGAAAGUAAGAUAAGUGUUAUUUUUAUCCUCAAACACCUAACAGUGACAGAGACUGAGGCAUGGGACUCGGAGAAUGAGAUGCAGUGGGACAGAGAAGAGAAUGACAGAGAAAUGAAGUGAGCCUCUCAACGCUGUCACAGAGUCAUCGGCCAUAUUUAAAACCUGAAGUGUCCAUAAGACAAGGCCCCUGUCAUCAUGGGAAACAUACUGCUACAGUGAGAAAGCUUGUAUUUUAAUGGAGAUAUGUUGUUAUAGGAAUGUCUAUAUGUAUUUAUUUUUGAGAAUGUAUUGAUACAUGGGAACACUGAAAACCAAUGUGGUCUGUCUAGUAAAGACUAAAAUCACAAGGCUUGAUUUGGUAUUCAUGUUGCCUUCGCUAGUAGGUUGGCUUCAUUCAAUGCUGAUGAUGUCAGAAAAUAACAUAUCAUUGCUUCUGAUAUGACCACCUUACUGAGUUGAAUCUUUCAUCAGUUGUUUGACGCAGUGAAUUAGUGGUUCAUCAUUGGUCAAAUGUGUUCUGUCCCUGCCAAAGUACAAGCUUGUAUCCUUAAUGACACCCUAUUCCCUAUAUAGUGCACUACUUUUGACCAGGGCCCCAUAAGGCUCUGUUCAAAAGUAGUGCAUUA